AUGGCCGCCCACCUCUGGCUCAGCCUACACGAUGACCACCCCUACUGCAUUCCCCCUUGCCUAGAGCUGCUUCUCUGGCACUAUCCUCAGAGCCUGAUUCCUGAGGCCCUCAGGCUGCUGAGGCUGGGAAAUACCCCCAGUCCUUACUACCCUGCAUUCCCAGUUGGGGAUAUCAUAGAGCUCUGA
Messenger RNA from Mus musculus (house mouse), 186 nucleotides. RefSeq names its product predicted gene, 47978. The record is from RefSeq and is a predicted model, not a curated record. Bases 1 to 186 code for a protein of 61 amino acids. Lineage: Eukaryota; Metazoa; Chordata; Mammalia; Rodentia; Muridae. The transcript has a single exon.